AUGUAUCCAGGAUUUCGUUCGUAUCCGCAUCCGGCGCAUCCGGUGCACCCGGAUCGCCGCGGGAUGUUUUACAGAUUCUACGAUCGCUACCGGAUAUUCAACGAUCGGCGUACCCGACCGUUUCCGUUCAGAUUCUACUGGGAGGAUUUCGGCGUUCCGGUAUUGACGAUUGACAAUGUAGAUCCUUGCAUCGAAGAGAACGGUGAGAAUCAUCGGACAUCCAGAUACGAGCUGAUGACCCGCCAGGAUGAUAGAGCAAGACUCGUCGUCAGACGUGGUCAGGAAUUUUAUCUGCACCUCAGUCUAUCGCGGGACUAUAAUUCUUCCAUCGACGGUAUUUCUAUCGUCUUCACUCUGGACGGCGUCGAGAGACCGCAACAUGGACACGGGACACUGGUGGCAACCGCCCUGCUGCAUCCCGGAGAGAUUUCCGAAGUCGCCUGGCAGACCACCAUAGACGCCAGAGGACCAAAUUUCCUGAGAAUAAAGGUUGUGACAUCCGCAAAUGCGAUUAUAGGUAGAUGGAAAAUGGAUAUCGAUACCAAGAACAAAGAAUCCGAAGGUGCUGUUAGUUACACGAUGGAUCGUCCGUUUUACUUGAUCUGCAAUCCCUGGUGCAUAGACGACGUGGUAUACCUGGAGGGUGAGGCCGAGCGUCAAGAAUACGUGUUGGCGGAAGAUGGUUUAAUCUGGCGUGGCAGUCACAAUCGUUUGCGGCCUACCGUGUGGAAGUUCGCGCAAUUCGAACGAGAUAUCUUGGACUGCGCCCUGCACAUGAUGAACCAGGUCGGCAGGGUCCGCGUCUCUGGUAGAAACGACCCGGUCAUCAUAACGCGCUGUCUGUCUGCCGCGGUAAACUCCCCCGACGACAAUGGCGCGGUGAUGGGAAACUGGUCGGACGAUUAUUCGGGCGGUACUCCACCUACAAGGUGGAUGGGCUCGCAGAAAAUACUCCAGCAGUACUACAAGACGAAGAAACCGGUCAAGUACGGACAGUGCUGGGUCUUUGCUGGUGUGCUAGCGACGAUUUGUCGCACUCUCGGUAUACCCUGUCGAGUGAUAACCAACUACUCGAGUGCGCACGAUACCCAGAGUAGUCUGACCGUGGACUACUUCGUGGAUGCGGAAGGCAAGAUCAUGGAGGAGCUUAACAGUGAUUCCAUAUGGAAUUUUCACGUCUGGAACGAAGUCUGGAUGACGCGAUUGGACUUGUCGCCGGAUUGCUCGGGAUGGCAGGCGAUCGACGCGACUCCUCAGGAACUGAGCGAGGGCGCGUAUCGUUGCGGACCGGCAUCGGUGGCCGCCGUUAAGAAGGGUGAAGUCCUGCGUCCCUACGACAACGCGUUCCUCUUCGCCGAGGUGAACGCCGACAAAGUCUACUGGCGUUACAACGGGCCUACGCAGCCGUUGAAGUUGGUCCGCAAGGACAUGUACGGUAUCGGCCAGCUGAUCAGCACGAAAGCGAUUGGCAGAUGGACAAGAGAGGACAUCACGCACACUUACAAGUAUCCAGAAAAGUCCGAUGAAGAACGUGCUGCUAUGCUAAAGGCGCUGCGCCAGAGCGAGUCUUUAUUUAGCCGUUAUUAUCUCAACGAGGAGUUCAACGACGUCAUGUUCACUUUCGAACUGCGCGAUGACAUCAUAAUCGGGCAACCAUUCAGCGUCGUACUAUUAAUAAAAAAUCGACAUUCGACGAUGGAAUACCGUGUGUCUGUGAUUCUGAGAGUGGAGACUGUGCUGUACACCGGUCGUGUAGGCGAUCCAGUGAAGAGGUUGAACAUCGACAGACUGGUCCGGCCAGGGGUGCUCGAAGAAAUUCGCAUGGAUGUGUCCUGGGAAGAGUACGGUCCGAGAUUGUUAGACCAAUGCGCCUUCAACAUCUCCUGCCUUGCCACCGUGAAGGACACGAACUUCGAGUACUUUGCGCAGGACGACUUCCGUGUUAGGAAACCUGACAUUAAGAUCACGUUGCAUAAUGACGCAGUCGUCGGUCAGACUCUUCACGCUUCGGCCAAAUUCCGCAAUCCGUUGCCGAUUCCUUUGAGGAAGGGUAGGUUCCUGAUCGAGGGGCCUGGUCUGGACGAGCAGUUGAAGAUAAAGCUAUCGGAAUCUGUCGAGGUGGAUGCAGACGCGGAGUGUAGCUUCUCCAUGAUGCCGAAGUUAGGAGGACGCGCCAGGAUAGCGGCAAAGUUUUAUUCGAGAGAAUUAGAGGACGUUGAUGGACAUUCGUACAAUUUUAUAGUCAAAUGGGCGAAAACCAAUAAUUCUGAAUAAUUGUGUAUUUUCUAUGAUAUUUUAGCAAAUAAUGUCGCGCAUCGUACGUGUUCUUUACCUUCGAGUUAUAUUUGUUCAUGAAUAGUGUGAUAAUAAUUCUUCACUGCGAUAAGAACAUGAUUAUUAUAUUUGUACUUAUAUAAUUGCUCUAAAAAGAUUGAAACUUUGUGUAAUAGUUUGCACAAGUUUUUAAAGUCAUAGAAUUAAUGUUUGGAAAAAAAUGAAAUUUAUAUUUUCUUGAUGGAAAGAAAGAAAUGUGAAACUAUACAACUUAAGAAAAUGAGGGUAAUACUUUGCCAAAAAUUUCGUUUUAUGUUAUAGGAAAUAUUAAGCUGCGAGAGGCGUAAAAUAUUCAUUUAUUUAUUGCAACUUGAGUGCAAAAAUCCAAACUGUAAGUGUAAAUUGUGUGUGUGUGUGUGUGUGUGUGUGUGUGUCAAUUAGUGCGGAUUAACUGAGAUACAAUGAAAAUUAUUUUUAUAAGUACUAUCUCUUCUUCUAUUCAUCUUUCAUGAUAGUGUUAUUACUUAUCUAUGUGUUCAUAAAAUGUAAAAUCGCAACGUUUAUACAUACGUUUAUUUUGUACGUGAAGAAAGUAAUUUGUGACUUAUUUUAAGUUCA
This is a messenger RNA of Monomorium pharaonis (pharaoh ant), 2892 nucleotides long. It is a transcript of the gene Tg, whose product is annotated as annulin. Lineage: Eukaryota; Metazoa; Arthropoda; Insecta; Hymenoptera; Formicidae. The coding region runs from base 1 to 2274 and encodes 757 amino acids. The transcript has 10 exons. Gene Ontology annotation, molecular function: protein-glutamine gamma-glutamyltransferase activity. Gene Ontology annotation, biological process: peptide cross-linking. The record is from RefSeq and is a predicted model, not a curated record.